Molecule: messenger RNA, 1651 nt
Organism: Chinchilla lanigera (long-tailed chinchilla)
Lineage: Eukaryota; Metazoa; Chordata; Mammalia; Rodentia; Chinchillidae
Gene: Dpys
Product: dihydropyrimidinase
Biological process (GO): pyrimidine nucleobase catabolic process
Cellular component (GO): cytosol; cytoplasm
Molecular function (GO): dihydropyrimidinase activity
Source: RefSeq, a predicted model, not a curated record
AGCUGGUGCUGCCCGGGGGCAUCGACCCGCACACGCACCUGCAGCUGCCCUUCAUGGGCACCCGCUCCGCGGACGACUUCCUGCGAGGCACCCAGGCUGCUCUGGCGGGAGGCACCACCACGAUCAUCGACUUUGCCAUCCCCCAGAAGGGCGGCUCCCUCCUGGACGCCUUCGACACCUGGCGACGCUGGGCUGACCCCAAAGUCUGCUGCGACUACAGCCUGCACGUGGCCGUGACGUGGUGGAGCGAGCAGGUCAAGGAAGAAAUGGCCAUCCUUGCCCAGGAGAAAGGUGUUAACUCCUUCAAGAUGUUUAUGGCCUAUAAGGACCUGUUCAUGCUGCGGGACCCAGAGCUGUACGCUGCCUUUGAGCAGUGCAAGGAGACUGGCGCGAUCGCUCAGGUCCACGCGGAAAACGGAGACAUCAUCGCGGAGGGGGCCAAGAAGAUGCUGGCACUGGGCGUCACGGGGCCCGAGGGCCACGCGCUGUGCCGGCCCGAGGCCGUGGAGGCCGAGGCCACGCUGCGGGCCAUCACCCUGGCCAGUGCGGUGAACUGUCCCCUCUACGUGGUGCACGUGAUGAGCAAGUCUGCAGCCAAGGUCAUAGCCGAUGCCAGGAGAGCCGGGAAGGUGGUCUACGGAGAGCCCAUCGCAGCAAGCCUGGGCACCGACGGCACGCACUACUGGAGUAAGGAGUGGCACCACGCGGCCCACCACGUCAUGAGCCCGCCCCUGAGACCAGACCCUUCCACGCCGGGCUUCCUUAUGAACCUGCUGGCUAACGAUGAUCUGACCACAACAGCUACUGACCACUGCACCUUUAACACCUGCCAGAAGGCUCUCGGGAAGGACGACUUUACCAAGAUUCCCAAUGGGGUGAACGGUGUAGAAGACCGGAUGUCCAUCGUAUGGGAGAAGGGACCAUCUCGGCUAAGACUCACCAUCAGGCCGUGAACUUCAACAUCUUCGAGGGCAUGGUGUGCCACGGGGUGCCGCUGGUGACGAUCUCAAGGGGCAAAGUGGUGUAUGAGGAGGGGGCCCUCAGCGUCACACCGGGACACGGGAAGUUUAUCCCACGCCGACCAUUUGCCGAAUACGUUUACAAGCGAAUCCAGCAGCGCGACCAGACUUGCACACCCACCCCCGUGGAGCGGGCGCCCUACAAGGGAGAAGUCAUCACCCUGACAUCCAGAGAGGCACCAGAGGACUCUACAGUGGAGACCGGGACGCAGGCCGCCUCCUGAUCCGGGUGCUGGGGUGAAAGCAGAGGGGAAGGCGCCUGGGCUCCCUUCGCAGCGGAGUGAGGUCGCCUGUGUCAGCGCCCUGCGCCCCUGCAGGAAACUCGCAGCUCCCGGCCUCUCCGAUUUCCUUCCAGAAGUGAUCGCUGUCUCCCAGGCUGCGCCUCUGUCGCUGUGGUGAGACUGAGAUAGAAGCGUGUCAUGGCAGUGGGACGUCUGCGUGAAGGUUCCUGGACGGGACUUUCAGACACCGCCCUUGCCUGCAUUAGUUUCUUUCUCUGAAGUUUUACAAAUCACUUUCUUUCUGGUUUAAAGGUUUUUAAAUGGCUAAUUUGUUUUAAGCCAGCACUGUGAUUCUGCAUCUGAUGUAAUUAAUAAACCUUGAGAUCCUCAUUUUGUACUCUGUCAUCUGAA